Schistocerca serialis cubense is the source of this 2490-nucleotide messenger RNA. RefSeq lists its product as uncharacterized. Gene Ontology annotation, cellular component: membrane. The coding region runs from base 1 to 2490 and encodes 829 amino acids. The transcript has 14 exons. The record is from RefSeq and is a predicted model, not a curated record. Lineage: Eukaryota; Metazoa; Arthropoda; Insecta; Orthoptera; Acrididae.
AUGACGGUGGAAAAUCUGCGAAGGAAGGCUGCAGAAGCAGAGAGAGGCAAGGACGACAAUGACGCUGACGUCGACGACGACGACACGAGCGGCAUAGCUGGCACACUCCGACGCUGGAACAUCAACCCCAACCUGGUGAUGCUCAAGAUCACGCUGUUCGUCAUGUACGGAGCGACGGCGGCGCUGUUGCCAUACCUGACGAUCCACAUGCAGAGCAUCGGGCUAACCGUGGAGGAGAUCGCCUUCGUCUACCUAGCGCUGCCAUUCACCACAUUCCUCAGCCCGCCCGUCACUGGCUACCUGGUGGACAAGUUCGGCAGGUACAAGCCGGUGGUGAUCAUCGCUCUGGUGCUCAACGCCGCCUUCCACCACUCGCUAAUGCUCAUCCCGCACAUGGAGACGCCGGGGGACACGCCCUCCGCCUACGUCAUGAGGCACCCGGAUACGGGGAAGGUGGAGGUGUGGUGGAGCCCCUGCCCGAGCCGCGAGUGUCCCGAAGAGGAGGAGCUGGACAUGAUCCUGGCGUCGUGCACGGACCACUGCCUGCUCAAGGAGGCGCAGCCGGACCUGGCGACGCUGUCGGUGCCCAAGGGCUGCCCCACACUUGACGAGCUGAUGGCAGCCGCCGGCAUGGCCGUCACGCCCAAGCCGCUGCACUUCCUCAUGGGCUGGGACAAGCGCAAGAACCGGCGGAAAAAUAAAAAGGCCCCAUCAUUUGCCACUGGACUGGAAGAGCCUGACAAACCUGCCAACAGCACUGCAUUCAUUCUUCUUGGAAUGCAUCCUGACCUGGGUAAACCGAUGGAGCAGCUUGGCUUGCAGUUGGAGCCGUAUGAUGAUGAAUCAACUACACAAUUUCUACAGAACUUUGGGGAAAAGGUGUUUCACGAUGCAAAAGUUAACCUGACUGCUCUGCUGCAAGAAGAUUUACGCUGUGGUGGAUUGGUGCUUGCAACAAACCUCACCUUGAACACCCUUAUUGAAUUAACUGCUGACUGCAUGUUACAGAAAUGUAGUUUUCGGGAAGGUGGACCAGAGGUGUGCCCACCAGACUAUAAGGAAAGUGAUGACCGAAUCUUUUGGAUAUACUUCUUUCUGCGCUUUUUAGGAACUACAGCACUAACUGCAGGGGUCACUAUGCUUGAUCCUAUUGCACUUACAAUGAUUCGAAAAUAUGGUGGACAUUUUGGUAGAGAGCGGCUGUUUUCUACUCUUGGAAUGGCCUUUUUUGCACCUCUUGUUGGUCUCUUCAUAGAUCAGAACAGCCAGUACCUGAGUUACACAGACUACUCUGCUGCAUUCUACACGUAUGAUAUACUACUUGCCAUAUCUGCAGUGGCCAUUGCUCUGUUGCCACUUGGUGUGCAGCUGCCGGCAGACAACAUCAUGCGGGAUUUAAUGCACAUUGUGCGGUUACCCCAUGUUAUAAUAUUCAUAUUUUUCCUUUUUUUCCUUGGGAACUUUUGGGGUUUCAUUGAGUCAUUUCUUUUCCUCUACCUCAAGGAACUUGGUGCAUCAAAUUAUCUUCUCGGUUUCACAGUAUCCAUUGGAACCAUAAGCAGUGUGCCAUUUCUUUAUGGAGCAGGUGAUAUCAUUAAGAAACUGGGCAAUGUGAACAUUAUUAUUCUUGCAUUUUUCUCCCAUGCAGCAAGGCUUAUGGGCUAUUCAAUGAUCGAGAGUCCAUGGUGGGCUUUUCCCUUUGAAAUAAUUGAAGCAACAGCAGUGCAUCUUAUGUGGACAGCAGCUGCAACAUACUGCACAAUUCUGGCUCCCAGGUGGUUGCUAGCAACACUUAUUGGUGUUCUUGGAAUGUCACAUUUCAGUUUAGGACGUGGCAGUGGAAGUUUCUUUGGGGGCAUAUUAAUUGGUAAAAUUGGAACUCGUGAGUCCUUUAGAGCCAUGGGAAUCAUAGCUAUAGCAGGAGGUGUUGCUUACUGGUUACUACAUCGAUACUGGUUGCGAGAAGUUGAAAUACAGGCUGAUGAAGCUGCUGCAGCUACACUACAGGACAAAGAAGGCAACGCAGCAGACCGUGACCCUCAGAAGGAGGUGUCUAUUAGCAUGGAACGACUCAGCCUGGUUAUAGAGCUUAACCACAGGGGCAGCCUUACUUCACUUGAUCUCGGCUCACAGCUCCCUGGCUAUCGCAGUCGACGUGGCUCUUGUGCCAACACAAAGGCAGAAGCACUGAACCAGCUCCAGGCAUCACCAGCAGCAGUAAGACCUCUUUACCGCAAGAAUUCUCUUGGGGCUCCAGUAACAUCAAAGCUUUUGGCCAGGAAAAACCCACCCAGUGCAACGGUUGCUGCCCUUCUAGUUGAUGGAUUAUGCACAAGAAGGUACUCAAUCCCAGAAGAAGAUGAAGUUGAUGAUCUGUCUUCACGUACUAUUGCAGUUCCACACUCAAGAACAGUACGGGAUGAAAAUAACUCAAUUCUGAAGGAAGUGCUUGUGAAGAAAGCUUUGAAGGCUACAGAGAACAACAUUUAA